Drosophila virilis is the source of this 1656-nucleotide messenger RNA. RefSeq names its product facilitated trehalose transporter Tret1-2 homolog. Gene Ontology annotation, molecular function: sugar transmembrane transporter activity. Lineage: Eukaryota; Metazoa; Arthropoda; Insecta; Diptera; Drosophilidae. Gene Ontology annotation, biological process: carbohydrate transport; transmembrane transport. Gene Ontology annotation, cellular component: membrane. The record is from RefSeq and is a predicted model, not a curated record.
AAGGGAGGGCAAUCGGAACUGGCUGCGACGCCGACGGCACUGAGUUUUGCCCUUAUCCAAUGCAUCGAUUGUUCAAGCCAGUUUGAUUCCAGCCAUUGCACCGAGCAGAACAGAGACAUGGCACAAGCAAAAGUACUGCCACAAUAUAUUGCCGGGCUGUCCGCAGCGUUUGGAGCCUUCUGUAUGGGCGCCAGCAUGGGCUGGUCAGCGCCUGUAGAAAGAAUGCUGACGGAGGAGCAGGCUUACGGAUUUCCAGUGUCCAGCGAUCAAUUUGGCUGGCUCUCCUCUCUUCUUACCCUGGGCGCGACUGUCGUUUGCAUACCAGCCGGAUUUAUUAUUGACUGGAUUGGCCGUAGACCGACGAUGUUGGCUCUGAUACCACCUUACAUGGUGGGCUGGAUUCUGAUGAUCUUUGGCCAGAAUGUGAUGAUGCUCUAUUUUGGACGUUUCAUUCUGGGCGUUUGCGGUGGUGCCUUCUGUGUGACUGCCUCCAUGUACACCACGGAGGUAUCUACCGUGGCCACGCGUGGAAUGAUGGGAAGCUUUUUUCAACUCAACAUUGUCUUAGGAUUGCUGUAUGGCUACAUUGUGGGCGGCUACCUUCCGCUGUUGACCAUAAAUAUACUCUGCGCCAUAUUACCUCUAAUAUUUGCCGCGGUGCACUUCUUUAUGCCUGAGUCACCCGUUUAUUUGGUCAUGAAAGGUCGGCCUGAAGAUGCAACCAAGUCUCUUCUUUGGCUGCGUGGCAAGGACUGCGAUGUCAGCUACGAACUCAAGGAAAUUCUCGAGGAGAGAACGAAGAAUGCGGAUGAGCCCAAGGUCAGCAUCUUAAAGAUGUUGCGACGUCCCAUAACCCUCAAGGGAAUUGGCAUUGCGGUGAUGCUGCAGAUUCUGCAGCAAUGGACAGGUGUUAAUGCCAUUACGUUUUAUUCCACAUCCAUUUUCGAGGAUGUUGGUGGCGGCCUGAGCGGUGUUGUGUGUUCUAUUCUGGUUGCAGUUACCCAGCUGAUUAUGACUCUUGUGGCCACGUUAAUAAUCGACAAGGUCGGUCGACGCGUUCUGUUGCUGGUUUCCUCCUUCUUCAUAGUCAUAACCACCUGCCUAAUGGGCGUCUAUUUCCAAAUGAUGGAGGAUGACCCGCGUUCGGUGGCAUCUAUAGGAUGGCUGCCUAUUACCAGUAUAAUCGUUUUCAUGAUGGCUGGCUCCGUUGGGCUUGGGCCCGUGCCGUGGCUUAUUAUGGCCGAGCUCUUUACUGAGGACGUCAAGAGUGUCGCCGGCUCCAUUGCGGGUACUGCCAGCUGGUUUUCGGCAUUUUUGGUCACAAAACUCUUCCCCCUUAUGAAGGAUAAUAUCGGACCAGCGGCAACAUUCUGGGUAUAUUCCGGCAUUGCAUUCGUCGGCUUCGUGUGGACGCUAAUUUGCGUGCCGGAGACGAAAGGUAAAACGCUUCACGAGAUUCAACAGUUGCUCGCUGGUGGCAAGAAAUAUAAUUCAAUGGAGCAUACAACAUUAACAAGCCUUUCCGGCCGCAGUGAAGUAUUCAGUUUUAACCUCCGCACUGAAAGUAAGCAUCAACAAUUUUCUACCAGUUCAGCAAAAGUUAUUAAUUGCCGUUACAGCUGAAAAAUCUAAAUAUCAGAUAAAAUAUUUUUUGAA